Molecule: messenger RNA, 1245 nt
Organism: Nicrophorus vespilloides
Lineage: Eukaryota; Metazoa; Arthropoda; Insecta; Coleoptera; Silphidae
Product: trypsin alpha-3-like
Exons: 6
Coding region: 252-1076 (274 amino acids)
Biological process (GO): proteolysis
Molecular function (GO): serine-type endopeptidase activity
Source: RefSeq, a predicted model, not a curated record
CGACAACAAUAUUAAUAUAAUUUCCGCAACUUCCAUGUCAUCAAUGUUCAUAAUCAGUUAAUCCCGACGCUUAACAAUAAUUACAAUACAAUCCAUAAUUGAAUGGGGCAAUUCAAUGCGUUAUCUUAUCAUCUUCUUGUUACACUUUUUAUUUACAUAUGUUCGCAUCACAUAUAUUGUGCUAAUGUUAAAUGCAAUGUGAAUUCCAUCACAUUUGAUGUAGUAUAGUUGCCACUGAUCUCAUCAUCGAAAUGCAAGCCUUGACACAUCUUCUACUCCUUUGUUGCGUCCUCGUUGGAGUGAACUGCUUUGAACCUAGGAUAGUCGGAGGAAGGCAGGUGCAAAAUCGCGAGGAUUUCGCGUAUCAGGUCUCUUUGAGGUUCAGCAAAAUGCACUUUUGCGGAGGCGUCAUCCUGGAUAGUCGCAACGUUCUUACAGCUGCCCACUGCGUCUACAAUCUUCCCACUUUGAAGUACCUAGAGGUCUUCGUCGGAGAUUUAAAUGUCCGUUCAAUAAGUAAUAACACGGUCAGUGUACGCGUAACCAAUGCGACAAUCCACGAGCAUUUCGAAGACAGGCUGUUGCUCAACGACAUUUGCAUUCUAAAGUUGGAAAAGGAUUUAGAAUUUUCAAGUACCGUCAAAUCGGUUCCUCUUUGGACAUUGAACGAUACUUUCGAAGAUGAUCUCAGGUGUAACGUGUCUGGUUGGGGAACUACAGAAUACAAAGGUAAUUCGAGCAACAAUUUGUUGUAUCUUGAGCUACCUUUGAUCGAAAGAAAGAACUGCAGUAAAUACUACGGAAACGCUAUAGACCCAGGAAUGGUCUGCGCCGGCUUCGAAGAGGCUGGAAAGGACUCGUGCGAGGGCGACUCCGGCGGUCCACUGGUAUGCGAAAAUAAGCUGAUGGGUCUCGUCUCGUGGGGUUUCCAAUGCGCCAGGGCCAUGCAUCCUGGGGUUUACACGGAUGUGAGAGAAUACUCCGACUGGAUCAAGAAGCAUCAACACUCUUCGACUUCAAAACACUUGGGAUUUUCAUGGUUGAUGGUCCUUUUAAUUGCACUGCUCGAACUCUAAUUUUAUAAUUGUUGUAUGUGUUUGUGAUUUGAUAAUUGUAUGCGUGUACGAUGAUGUAGAUAAGAGGGAUUUGGCGGAAAAGUUAUUAUGAAUCGCGAAAUCUCUUUUUAUUGUAGCUGGGAAUAUCAUGUUUUUUUUGGCAAAUAGAAUAAAGUUGAUGAUAAGUGUA